This is a messenger RNA of Aureobasidium subglaciale EXF-2481, 1404 nucleotides long. RefSeq lists its product as uncharacterized. The coding region runs from base 1 to 1404 and encodes 467 amino acids. Gene Ontology annotation, cellular component: membrane. Gene Ontology annotation, biological process: transmembrane transport. Gene Ontology annotation, molecular function: transmembrane transporter activity. The record is from RefSeq and is a predicted model, not a curated record. The transcript is spliced from 6 exons. Lineage: Eukaryota; Fungi; Ascomycota; Dothideomycetes; Dothideales; Saccotheciaceae.
AUGGUCGAGGACAUCACAGAUGACCUCGAGAAGCCGCAGACCAAAAAAGACUACUCUGGUGUGGCAGCUAAAACCGAUCCGGCCGAGAUCAAGCUUGUCAAAAAACUAGAUCGCUGGAUAAUGCCCAUGUUGUGGUCGAUGUAUUGGCUCAACUACCUCGAUCGCAAUGCCAUCGCUCUGGCUCGUAUCAACACUCUCGAAGAGGAUCUCAAUUUGACCCCGACCCAAUAUCUCACCUGUGUCAGCAUCCUCUUUGUUGGAUACUUGUUAGGUCAGAUUCCUUCUAACAUGCUUCUCACACGUCUCAAACCAUCUUACUACAUGGGGUGCUGUAUGGCUUUGUGGGCUAUCGUCUCGGGUUUGACAGCUGUCUGCCACGACUUCGUCGGCCUGCUUCUAGUUCGAUUCUUCCUUGGUGUCACGGAAGCCCCCUACUACCCUGGAGCUGUAUACAUCCUCACUAUCUUCUACACUCGCAAGGAAAUCGCCACACGCAUUGCCAUUCUCUAUACUGGUAAUAUCCUGGCCACAGCCUUCGCAGGUCUCAUCGCCGCAGGUGUCUUCCAUGGUAUGGAUGGCUCUGCUGGACUGGCCGGAUGGCAAUGGUUGUUCAUCCUGCAAGGUGCAGUCACCUUCGUCAUCGCUAUCAUCGGAGCCUUCUGCCUUCCAGAUUUCCCUCUGACCACCAGAUGGCUCACUCCGGAGGAAAGACAGCUCGCCCACAACCGUAUUGAGAUUGACACUGUUGAGAGAUCAGGAGAUACCAGUGUCUGGAACGGUCUGAAGCAGGCUGCCGUUGACCCUGUUGUCUGGCUUUUUGCUCUCAUGGCUCACCUCCACUUAGCUGCCAAUGGCUUCAAGAACUUCUUCCCGACUGUCGUUCAGACUCUAGGCUUCGGGGAGACCAUCACUCUCGUGUUGACCUGUCCACCUUAUCUGAUCGCCGGUGCGUCCACGUUACUCGUCUCCUGGUCCUCUGGAAAGAUGAAUGAGCGAACUUGGCAUAUUACUGCUUCCAAGUCAGUGGCUAUUAUUGGAUUUAUCGUGGGUGCUGUUACAUUCAACACAGGAGUUCGCUACUUCUCUAUGAUUGUCUUCACGAUCGGCACCUAUGCUGUCAACUCCCUGAUCCUCGGCUGGGUCGGAAGCACCUGCGGACAAAGCAAAGAAAAGAAGGCAGCAGCCAUCUCUAUCGUCACUACUGUAAUGAAUUGUUCAUUCGUAUGGUCGCCUUACCUUUGGGACAAGAACGAUGCCCCCCAGUAUCAACCCGCCAUGUUUUCAAGUGCUGCUUUCUCUGCUGGCACAGCUGCUGUUGCUUGGAUCGUCAAGAUCAUUAUGAAACGUCGUAAUGCAAAACUCAGACAGUCCGAGGAUGAGGUUCAGACUUUCUAUGUUUACUAG